AUGCACGAUCGUUAUUUUCAAGCAAUAGAAUCGUCCGUGUUAAGUUUAUCUGCAUGUUCAAAAAAUUUGCUUCAGGAGUGCUCAAAUGAUGGGAUCUCAAGUAGGCGGUUGCGUCAGCGGAAUGAGAAUGCUAGAGCACAGCGUCUUGCCGCAGCCGAGGAGGAAAACCGAGCAUACAGGGCUGCAAUUUUAGCGCGUACUAGCGCGCAAAAGAGAUCUUUAGAUAAGAAAGAGAAUAUCAAGCGCUCUUCCCGCGAGUUCCAUAGUAGAUCUCCUAUGGAGGCAAAGCGACGCAAAUCAGAGCCCGUCAAUGGAGAAAAAGCUAAUGGGCUGUUGUCGAGUGUUUGCCCGUCUUAUCUACCCAACAAUGAAGAGGAGCUCGGAGAAGAUUGUUUUGUCAUUUUAGAUGACGAAGAGGUCGAGCUCUGA
Messenger RNA from Strongylus vulgaris, 429 nucleotides. NCBI's taxonomy places the organism in Eukaryota, Metazoa, Nematoda, Chromadorea, Rhabditida, Strongylidae. The record is from the annotation of a GenBank genome assembly.